This is a messenger RNA of Talaromyces rugulosus, 525 nucleotides long. RefSeq lists its product as uncharacterized. Bases 1 to 525 code for a protein of 174 amino acids. The record is from RefSeq and is a predicted model, not a curated record. NCBI's taxonomy places the organism in Eukaryota, Fungi, Ascomycota, Eurotiomycetes, Eurotiales, Trichocomaceae. The transcript is spliced from 2 exons.
AUGGCAUUCAACUCGAAGAAUCUCAGCUAUGACCGCCAGGAGCCUGCCUUUCUACGAAAAAUGCGCGGUGAGUCUGGCGGAGUCGAUUCAGAUCGCCAUGCGCAUCCCGCGCAACGCCCACGCAAACCCAAGAACAAGGACGACGAAGACGACGAUGCGCCGACCUACGUUGACGAAGAAACGAACGACACGAUAACAAAAAAGGAUUACGAGGCACUGCUAAAGGGAAGCGAAGACAAGCCGGAAACUACCGGUGCAGAGGGUGAUGGUGACGCUGGAUCCGGAGAAUCGAAAGAACCGACCAACGCGAGCUCAGCACAAGCCAGUAAUACUGCAGGUGCACCCAUGGCCCAAGAGAAAAUGGCUGAAAUUGGCAGUCAAAAGAGGAAAAAGCAGGCUAGAGUGGUCGGCGGGGACGACGACGAAGUAGCUGCUGAGGAAGAGGCCCCGCGCAAAGACAGUUCGUCAAGUCGUAGACCAAAGGCGAAGAAAAAGAAAGUAAAGCUUUCAUUCGAUGAGGCGUGA